Molecule: messenger RNA, 7998 nt
Organism: Sapajus apella (tufted capuchin)
Lineage: Eukaryota; Metazoa; Chordata; Mammalia; Primates; Cebidae
Gene: CNTN4
Product: contactin 4
Exons: 23
Coding region: 3186-6266 (1026 amino acids)
Biological process (GO): brain development; cell-cell adhesion
Molecular function (GO): cell-cell adhesion mediator activity
Source: RefSeq, a predicted model, not a curated record
UUUAAUAUAAAAACUUUACAUUUUAAAUGGUAUACCUCUGGGGAGAAAUGUGUGAAGAAUUGAUGGAAGUUGGAAAUUUUUAGUUAGUAAUUAACACCUACCAUUAAAAACAAGUGCCAAUCACAUAAUGCCAAAAUGAAUCUAUCACAUACCAUAAUCAAAGAUUAAUCAAAGUAACUACCAGGCAAACAGGGAUGGAAUAGAACUUAAAACCAAUUAAACUAUUUAUUUAGGCUGUACCAGUGAAUAAACAUUUUAGUAUUUUAAUUUGCUCCUCUUUUCAUUUGCUUCAGCAAUAUGUUUGCUAAUAUGGCUGAGAUGCACAAUUGCUAUUUAAUUAACCUAUUUUUGUCAGCACCUCACAUGAGCUUCAUGAAGUAGAUGUGCAAAAGUCUCAAUAAUAAUGAGCCUGAUAAAAAAAACACAAACACAAAAUUUGUGCCAGUCACUUUACAAGUUAUGCCAAAUGUAACAAAUACCUGAAGAAAAAUAGAAGCAGAUUACCUUAUAGAAAUUAGAUUGAAAAUACUUUAAAAACAUGUUGCACCAACACAAAAUUACUCAAAAGUUUAGUAAAAUUUCAAAAAUAUAUAAUUGCCUUGUUUCUCUGUACCCCACUUUGUGUAUCAUUACCAGUAACUAUUGGUAAUGAAUCUAUUGGAGGCCAUGUGUCUGGUUUUGGGAUAAUUGAGUUGAUAGUGAGCACAGAAGGGUUUGGUAGCGCACAUCUUUUACCGAAUCAUGUAUCCUUUGGGAGAGAUACUUUUCUAGCUGUUGAGUGAGGCAUCAUGAUCGUGUUGAUCCUUUUUGCUUUUAUUUCCUAAGACCAGUAUCAAAACCCUAGCACAGUUUGGGUGGUCUUGACCUCAAUGAUACACAUUUAUUCACAAAACAUAACUUAACUGAACAUUUGAAGAGAAGCCUCGCCUUUCUCUACCUUUGGAUAGUAGGAAUGAAGAAAGUAAGAUGGAGAAAUCCACAUUAAAUAUAAAGACUCUUUCCCCAUACAAUCCCAGAGCUCUUUCGAUUGGCACCAUGAAGACAAAACAUUCUGAUUGGAUUUUUGGUUCUUCACUCAGGUGUUUUACUGUGAGGCAGACACAGUUUGUGUACAACUAGAUAAGACCAUUUCCUGGCCAAGUUGUCUUUUCUUUUUCCCACACAUUUAAAAUUUACUCACACUUACAGAGCAGAUGUUUCAAGUUUUCUGAAACAGCUGCUUAGUAGCCAGUUGAUCGUUGGCCCCCAAAGGUAACAAAGACCCCCUGUCCCCAAAUUUGUGCCAGUCAACAUGACUGUAUUUCCUUCCCAUUACCCCACUGCUUUUAUGAAGUGUAAGCACCUUUCUAAUGAAAGUCUAUUUUCUAGAUCUUAGGACAAUAAUAGAAUGUCACAUUGUAAGGGUGUUAAGAGGUCUUCUGCAAAGCCCUUGUGCAGAUAAGAAAACCGAGAUUCACAAAGGUUUAGACCACCUGUUUUUUAUUUGUUUAUGUGUUUGUUUGCAGCAAGAUGAGGAUUAGAACUCAGCUUUCUGACUCUCUCAAUGUUCUCCCUUCUUUAUCAUACAGGCCCCUUAACUACUGGCUGUUUUGCCUGUGGUAGACUUUAAAUGAUCACAUGGGUCCCUUAGUCGCAGCCUUUUCAUGAGUGACACAGGAGCUGAGUCUCCCUUUUUCUAAAAUGGAAUGUUUUCCAUCCUUAACCCAGACUUACUUAACCAGGGUCAAAUUUACAUAAAUAAAUGUCUUUGGGGGCCAGCAGGUAGUAUAUCUGGGCAAAAGCAUGUGUGGCAACAUUUUGAUAAAGUGCAGAACAUAUGUUCUGUUUAAAAAUGUUAACAUUCAAAUUCUCAAAUCACUCUCUUACCAAACCAAGCAUAUCCACAGGCUACCAGUUUAUAAACCCUGACUGCAUCACGAUGCAGAGUAAGGAAGAGUGUUCUUACAGUUAUGCAAAUAGGAUCCACAUCACCAGUUUCUUUUAGAAUACUGGAUGUCUGGAGUGUGCCAUGCCAAACCCUCUUGCUUUGAAUGCCCUGGACUUCUAGUACGCAGUGAAAAGGCACAACUUUGGGGACAUAAAACACCCCUGUUCAGGCAGUCUCCCCAGAGACUGUGAAAAGAACUUAUAUGUGCAGGUCGCAUAAAAUCCGUAGGAGAGAUGGUGCUACUGCCUGUAACCUUUCUGGGGGCUGCUGAGAAUCCCUAACAGACAAACCAAAUCAUAGGGCAAAUCCACCAUAUGUACCGAACAACCAGUGUAAUUAUAUUCUGUAGUUGAGGAAUUACAUAAAUUGCCCAUUGGGAAAGAAGCCUUAAUCUCCACCCCUCCCCCAAAAUCUGCAAACAGCUGUGUGAGUCUCUGUAUUUUUGAAAGCUUGAAUACAUCUGAUCAGUGAAUCAACUUGAUUUCCUAAUCAGGUUCGAUGUGAGGAGAGCCAGUUAGAGAUGUGUGUGUGAUUCUCCCAGCGUGCGUCUUUGAUUCGUGCACUAAUUAUGUCGAUCCUUUGGGGAACACAGCCAGGAAGCUGGGUCCUCCUUGAUUAAUGCUGGCAGAGAGCCAUGCAGCGCACAGCGGAGGGCAGUUCAGCAUCUCUAGUCCCAGCUGAGAAUAUGGUCCCAUUAUCUCCCAGCUGCCUAAGCAAUCCAUAAGGGCCUGUUCUGCGUGGAUGAUCAGUGUAGUGGAAGCAGGGACUUGCUGAGAGCUGAAAUCUCUGUUUGAUUUGCUGUAACAUGUAAAGCGAAACUGGGACAUUUUACUUUACAGUCUGUAAGUACCAGGCUUUUCCCCCUCUUUCUCCCUACAGCUCCAUGUGAAUGUGACUUUGCAAGCCGCAUUUGAUUUUCUGUUCCAUUGCUCUUUGUUGAAUAAAGCUGGUGAGAUAGAGUGUAAUCUGUUUAGAGCCUGCUGUUUCUGUUUAAUCUCUUAUAUAAUUGAUUCAUAUAAGGAAAUAGGAGCCUUUCAGAAUGCUUUUAUAGAAGUUAGAAAUUAUUGGCUUUGUUUUUAAUUUGGAAGUGUGGUUGCACUCUCUUUGGUGCCAGGAUGAUUAGAGCAUAUAUUUAUCUUCUUCUGUACCUCUGGCCAUUGCAAGAAAAAUAUUAAAGGUUAUACAAAACUUAAGAGAAGCAGCAAUUCUAUUCACUUGUUAUUGGACUUGAAACUCCCUUUGACCUCGGAAACUGAAGAUGAGGUUGCCAUGGGAACUGCUGGUACUGCAAUCAUUCAUGUUGUGCCUUGCAGAUGAUUCCACACUGCAUGGCCCGAUUUUUAUUCAAGAACCAAGUCCUGUAAUGUUCCCUUUGGAUUCUGAGGAGAAAAAAGUGAAGCUCAAUUGUGAAGUUAAAGGAAAUCCAAAACCUCAUAUCAGGUGGAAGUUAAAUGGAACAGAUGUUGACAUUGGUAUGGAUUUCCGCUACAGUGUUGUUGAAGGCAGCUUGUUGAUCAAUAACCCCAAUAAAACCCAAGAUGCUGGAACGUACCAGUGCACAGCAACAAACUCGUUUGGAACAAUUGUUAGCAGGGAAGCAAAGCUUCAGUUUGCUUAUCUUGACAACUUUAAAACAAGAACAAGAAGCACUGUGUCUGUCCGUCGAGGUCAAGGAAUGGUACUACUGUGUGGCCCGCCACCCCAUUCUGGAGAGCUGAGUUAUGCCUGGAUCUUCAACGAAUACCCGUCCUAUCAGGAUAAUCGCCGCUUUGUUUCUCAGGAGACUGGGAAUCUGUAUAUUGCCAAAGUAGAAAAAUCAGAUGUUGGGAAUUAUACCUGUGUGGUUACCAAUACUGUGACAAACCACAAGGUCCUGGGGCCACCUACACCACUAAUAUUAAGAAACGAUGGAGUGAUGGGUGAAUAUGAGCCGAAAAUAGAAGUGCAGUUCCCAGAAACAGUUCCAACUGCAAAAGGAGCAACGGUGAAGCUGGAAUGCUUUGCUUUAGGAAAUCCAGUACCAACUAUUAUCUGGCGAAGAGCUGAUGGAAAGCCAAUAGCAAGGAAAGCCCGAAGACAUAAGUCAAAUGGAAUUCUUGAGAUCCCUAAUUUUCAGCAGGAAGAUGCUGGUUUAUAUGAAUGUGUGGCUGAAAAUUCCAGAGGGAAAAACGUAGCAAGGGGACAGUUAACUUUUUAUGCCCAACCUAAUUGGAUUCAAAAAAUAAAUGAUAUUCACGUGGCCAUGGAAGAAAAUGUCUUCUGGGAAUGUAAAGCAAAUGGAAGGCCUAAACCUACAUACAGGUGGCUAAAAAAUGGUGAACCUCUGCUAACUCAGGAUAGAAUUCAAAUUGAGCAAGGAACACUCAACAUAACAGUAGUGAACCUCUCAGAUGCUGGCAUGUAUCAGUGUUUGGCAGAGAAUAAACAUGGAGUUAUCUUUUCCAAUGCAGAGCUUAAUGUUAUAGCUGUAGGUCCAGAUUUUUCAAGAACACUCUUGAAAAGAGUAACUCUUGUCAAAGUGGGAGGUGAAGUUGUCAUCGAGUGUAAGCCAAAAGCAUCUCCAAAACCUGUUUACACCUGGAAGAAAGGAAGGGACAUAUUAAAAGAAAAUGAAAGAAUUACCAUUUCUGAAGAUGGAAACCUCAGAAUCAUCAACGUUACUAAAUCAGACGCUGGGAGUUAUACCUGUAUAGCCACUAACCAUUUUGGAACUGCUAGCAGUACUGGAAACUUGGUAGUGAAAGAUCCAACAAGGGUAAUGGUGCCCCCUUCCAGUAUGGAUGUCACUGUUGGAGAAAGUAUUGUUCUGCUGUGCCAGGUAACACAUGAUCACUCGCUAGACAUCGUGUUUACUUGGUCAUUUAAUGGACACCUGAUAGACUUUGACAGAGAUGGAGACCACUUUGAAAGAGUUGGAGGGCAGGAUUCAGCUGGUGAUUUGAUGAUCCGAAACAUCCAACUGAAGCAUGCUGGGAAAUAUGUCUGCAUGGUCCAAACAAGUGUGGACAGGCUCUCUGCUGCUGCAGACCUGAUUGUAAGAGGUCCUCCAGGUCCCCCAGAGGCUGUGACAAUAGAUGAAAUCACAGACACCACUGCUCAGCUCUCCUGGAGACCCGGGCCUGACAACCACAGCCCCAUCACCAUGUAUGUCAUUCAAGCCAGGACUCCAUUCUCCGUGGGCUGGCAAGCAGUCAGUACAGUCCCAGAACUCAUUGAUGGGAAGACAUUCACAGCGACCGUGGUGGGUUUGAACCCUUGGGUUGAAUAUGAAUUCCGCACAGUUGCAGCCAAUGUGAUUGGGAUUGGGGAGCCCAGCCGGCCCUCAGAGAAACGGAGGACAGAAGAAGCCCUCCCCGAAGUCACACCAGCAAACGUCAGUGGUGGCGGAGGCAGCAAAUCUGAACUGGUUAUAACCUGGGAGACAGUCCCUGAGGAAUUACAGAAUGGUCGAGGCUUUGGUUAUGUGGUGGCCUUCCGGCCCUAUGGUAAAAUGAUCUGGAUGCUGACAGUGCUGGCCUCUGCUGACGCCUCCAGAUACGUGUUCAGGAAUGAGAGCGUGCGCCCCUUCUCUCCCUUUGAGGUUAAAGUAGGUGUCUUCAACAACAAAGGAGAAGGCCCUUUCAGUCCCACCACAGUGGUGUAUUCUGCAGAAGAAGAACCAACCAAACCACCAGCCAGUAUCUUUGCCAGAAGUCUUUCUGCCACAGAUAUUGAAGUUUUCUGGGCUUCCCCACUGGAGAAGAAUAGAGGACGAAUACAAGGUUAUGAGGUUAAAUAUUGGAGACAUGAAGACAAAGAAGAAAAUGCUAGAAAAAUACGAACAGUUGGAAAUCAGACAUCAAUAAAAAUCACGAACUUAAAGGGCAGUGCGCUCUAUCACUUAGCUGUCAAGGCAUAUAAUUCCGCUGGGACAGGCCCCUCUAGUGCAACAGUCAAUGUGACCACGAGAAAGCCACCACCAAGUCAACCCCCCGGAAACAUCAUAUGGAAUUCAUCGGACUCCAAAAUUAUCCUGAAUUGGGAUCAAGUGAAGGCCCUGGAUAAUGAGUCGGAAGUAAAAGGAUACAAAGUCUUGUACAGAUGGAACAGACAAAGCAGCACAUCUGUCAUUGAAACAAAUAAAACAUCGGUGGAGCUUUCUUUGCCUUUUGAUGAAGAUUAUAUAAUAGAAAUUAAGCCAUUCAGUGAUGGAGGAGAUGGCAGCAGCAGUGAACAAAUUCGAAUUCCAAAGAUAUCAAAUGCCUACGCACGAGGAUCCGGGGCUUCCACUUCAAAUGCAUGCACGCUGUCAGCCAUCAGUACAAUAAUGAUUUCCCUCACAGCUAGGUCCAGUUUAUGACAAAAGUUAUCUCAAGGACUUACUGUUUAUACUAUAAGCAACAUUUAGCUAGUUGUUUUGAAGACACCCAGUACUAAGUAAUAUUGUUGUUCAAGUACAUCUUAUUACUGGAAUAAAAAUGUUUUUUGCUUCUUUAGGAAUGGCAUUAUACAGUACUUCCUCAAAGCAAAUCUAGCUUUGUCUGAAGUUUCUUUGGAAACUCUGCAAUGCACUGAAGACAUCUGUAAUAUGAUGUUACCAAAGCAGUUUACAUAUGUCCUUAUAUGCAUAUUUUUUAUUAUAUAUUUAGUGUUUUAUAGAAUUUUUUAAAGUUAACAUAUAAUGUAGAUAUUAAUUUUUUCCUCAGCUGUAAAAUGCUAUGGGCAACAGAAUCAUGCAAUUAUGAUUUGAAAAUAUUUCCUUUAAAGACAGAGUUUGAAAUUCAUCUUAGUAAACAAACUGCAAAUUACUCGUACAGUUUUACAAGGAUCUCGUGGCAGAACAGCUGAAGACUUGGUCUAUAACUCAAGGCUGCUGUAUGCAAAUUACUCUUCAAGUGGUUAAUGCAUUGAAUCAAGUCCUUUUGACAUAUACUAUAUGUUUUCUCAUGCCGUUGUGAAUUUUGUUGUUCAACACAACUUGAGAUGGUUUCAGGAAUGGCUGCAAUCUCAAAAGCUAAAUUUACUGCCCAAGAGGCACCUUGUGCAAUAUUCCCAUCCCUGAAUUUAGCAUUGUACAGUAAGAUUUUCUUUACACUCAACUAAGUUAGCAUUGUCUUUGUAGUAGCAUUAUCUUAGACAUUAAAUUUAAAGUAAAAUAUCCUGUAGUAACAUAGACCAAAAGUUACUAUAGUUAACCAAGUCUUUCAAAGGAUAAAAGAUAAUUUUAUUAUCUUUAACUGUAUCUAUUUUGAAUGUAAAUUUUAAAAAAGUAAUUCUCUGUCAAUGGAUUCCUAAUUUCUUUAAAAAUUUCUUAUAUAUAUUAUGUGUAUCUCUGUAAUAAUAGAGCCCUCCUUUUGAAUCAAAAUUACAUAUGGAGUUUGGAAGAUUUCACCUAUUUCAACAAAUAGUUGCUGCAAGAAUUUUUAAUAUGACUCUAUAAAAGAUCUUUAGUACAAUUGUAUGGUUUCUUGAUGAUUCUGUUUUGCAAUAGGUAGCCUAGUUGCUUUAUACGCUUUACCUUCUAAGUCUUAAAAUCACACAUUGGAAAAUGACAAUAUCAACAAAACUGUAUUCUUAUGAAAUGAACUAUUUGUUAUAAUGGGAAAGGUUUUGUAAGCCAAUGCUAGUGGAACAGUGACAUAAAAGGCAAUGAAAUUUUCUAUAAACAUUUUCACAUGUAAACACGCUGCCACAAUUUCUUCUUUCUCAGAGAACUCAGAUUUGCUGUAAUUUGUCAUUUUUGCUUACAAAUAAUAUAACUUAGUUUUUCAAACUUCUAGUUAUAUUUAUCCAAUAAAAUCAUAAUCAGGAUUCCAUUUGUGUAAAAAUUAGCGUGGUAACUGGAAAAAAAAUAUUGUCAGUAUUUCAAGCUGUGUUCCUUUCUUAAUUUAAUAUGAUUACUUCUAUGUUAAAAUAAAAUGAAAUUUAAAAUCACAUGCAAAAAAAAUCAACAAAAUAAUAAAAUGAAUGAAAAAAAGAUGACACCCCAGGGAGUUCCCAACCCCAGUGUAAAUGAUAUUUACCAGUGAUAUAGCAUAUGUAAACUUUUUUUAAAGGUAUUGUUAAUAAAUAUUCUCUCAUUUGUAAAGAUA